GGUGGAAACUAAUUCUUUGUCUCUCCUUGAUCUUCCACUGUUGGAAAGUGUGGGAGACAUGAUGCUACGGAUUGAUCCAGAUUACUUUUUCCAAUCUGACUGCACAAUUGGUGAUUUAGCUCCUGAUGCAGUAAUGCAGUGCUGCUGUGAACUACUACAUUCUUCUGUGAUUCCACUUCAGCUCACAGCUUAUCAUAUAUUAACCAGACUGGUCCCAGGAUUGAUUAACUUGGACACACCUGCAGCAUUUGCUGCUGCUGUGGAUAAAGACUGUGAUGGACUGAGCCUAGCAAAGUUGCAGAACUCUGUACAGCAGAUGCAAACUGUUGUGGACACCAUGCUACUGGGUAUUCGUUUGGGAAUAGUUGCACAGUGUGUCCAUUUACUGAUGCCCAUACCUAUACAAUGGCAUAUUUUCUGCUUUGGACUGUCAUCCUUGAAAUGUGUGGGUUAGCCAUCCCUGAGCUGCGCUAUCAGUAUGCAACCUUUCUUAGGAACUCAGGUUUCUUAAGGAGUCUACUUCAAAAUGUGUUUCGACUGAUGCCUGUACAAGUGUUACAGGGAACAGACCCUAAAUAUAAAGUUCAUAAGGCGUCAGAAAUGUUCACUUCACCUCCAUCUCUGGCAUUUUCCCAGGCAUACAGCAGUGAGAUGUUGGAGUAUAUGUCUUGCUGGGUGUACUGCAGUGCUUUGCAAAGACUGCCGGCAUUGGUGCGGCAGUGGUGGAGUGAACUGGAGCCAAAAGUAGCGAGCCUUGUGGAGCAAGUAAUAUCAGUACACUGUGCACCUCUUUUAUGUGCACAGGAGAUGAAAGUGAUACAAAGCAAAGACAUGCAUCAUGGUAACAUGCUGGUAAUUAACACCACUACAGAUACAAAUCAGGGCUGUUAUAAAUGUUUGGGUG
Cryptotermes secundus is the source of this 904-nucleotide messenger RNA. Its product is annotated as E3 ubiquitin-protein ligase listerin-like. Gene Ontology annotation, molecular function: ubiquitin protein ligase activity; ribosomal large subunit binding. The annotation marks the transcript as partial. Gene Ontology annotation, biological process: rescue of stalled cytosolic ribosome; ribosome-associated ubiquitin-dependent protein catabolic process. The transcript is spliced from 4 exons. Gene Ontology annotation, cellular component: cytosol; RQC complex. The record is from RefSeq and is a predicted model, not a curated record. Lineage: Eukaryota; Metazoa; Arthropoda; Insecta; Blattodea; Kalotermitidae.